This is a messenger RNA of Iphiclides podalirius (scarce swallowtail), 300 nucleotides long. The record is from the annotation of a GenBank genome assembly. Lineage: Eukaryota; Metazoa; Arthropoda; Insecta; Lepidoptera; Papilionidae.
AUGUCGUUGCCCUAUGGCCCACCGUACCCAGUGUCGCCUUUAAUAAGAGGAAUGAGGUUUGCUUUACUUUUGGCCGGUAUCGCAUACGGUCGGAUAAAGCAAAGCAGAUAUGAAGAGCUCGAGGAAAUUUGGCUCGAAGAGGAAGAGAAGCGAAAGGUCCUCCGCGCCAAAGAACUGGCAAAGUUGAAAGCUAGAAUCGAGAAAGAGGAACGGGAGGUCAUAAAACAAAUCGAAACUGGGGAAUAUUUUAAAACCGAUGACGAUGAACCCAACAAGAUUCAAAAGGUGUGUGUUCCUAAA